UCACUUGAGUUGAUCCAAGAUCAGAAUCAAGUUUGGGUUGGAAAGGACCUUACAGAUCAUCUCAUUCCAAGCCCUGCCAUGAGCAGGGACACCUUCCAGGUUGCUCAGAGCCCCGUCCAGCCUGGCCUGGAUGCUCCUGCCCUGCCCUGUGCCUCCAGGAGUGUGACCCCCUCAGUGCUGGGGCACCCCACAGCUGAGAUGGUGGCCUUCAACUGGAAGGCUCUGGAGUACUUCCCACUGCUGAUGUACAUUUUGGCAGCUAAAACAUUGAUCCUUUGCUUGGCCUUUGCUGGAGUCAAAAUGUACCAGAGCAAGAAAAUCGAGGAGAAGCUGAAGAGGGAACGUGAAGAGAAGCUGAAGGCAGAGAAGAAGGAUGAGUGAAGAGUGCCUCAGGUGUGGAAUUGAUCCCAAUCCCUGAGUUUGGACAAUGGCAUUGUUAAUCCCAGUGGGAUUGAUUUGGGAUGUGCAGUUAGACCUGGGCUCUUGGAAUAUUUGGGAUUUGCUCCAGUUCUUUGUGGGAUUUGAAUGAACCACUGUCCUGUCUGAGGGUGUUUGAGCACAAUAUUCCCUCUCUGGUUUUAUCUGCCUGGGAUUUUGGGCCUGAUGCACAAAGAGGGGGAGAAAUUGGGAAUAACUGCAGGGAAGCAGCCAGGCAGGGUGCUGCAAUCAGAGCUCUGGGCCUGAAGUCACAGAAUAAAGAGAGAAAAUAAUCUGC
Taeniopygia guttata (zebra finch) is the source of this 715-nucleotide messenger RNA. NCBI's taxonomy places the organism in Eukaryota, Metazoa, Chordata, Aves, Passeriformes, Estrildidae. The record is from RefSeq and is a predicted model, not a curated record.